Cynara cardunculus var. scolymus (artichoke) is the source of this 1241-nucleotide messenger RNA. RefSeq lists its product as uncharacterized. The record is from RefSeq and is a predicted model, not a curated record. Bases 306 to 974 code for a protein of 222 amino acids. Lineage: Eukaryota; Viridiplantae; Streptophyta; Magnoliopsida; Asterales; Asteraceae. The transcript has 4 exons.
GGCUGUCUCCGCUCCAAAUCCUUGAAAAAAACCCUCGUGCGUGGUAUGUAUAUAUAAUGUCUUCUUCUCCUUUCAAAGUUAUGUACAGUCGCUUUCCCAUUGAUUUUCUGUGUAUAAUUGGAGAGAGAGAUCCUUCGAUUUCACUCCAAUUUUGGAUCUACAACCCAAGGAUCUGUCAUCAUUGAGGCUAAGAACACAGAUUUGCAAAAUGGAUUUGAGUUGAUGGAGAAAUUAGAGAUCAUUUGUCCUUAGAAUUGGUUAUGUUUUAAAUAAGUAGAGAGCGAUCCUUAGAAAUUAAGUUGUUAAUGGAUUGUGAUCCUCCUAGAGAUCCAGAUUUUGUUAUUGAUCUUGAGAGUGGUACUGGUGAUCCCAGUUCAGAUGAAAAUUUGCCAAAAACAGAUUUCAGCAGGUUAUCAGAUCAGCUGAUGAGCGUAGAUGAUGAUUUGGAGAACAAUGUGAAGGUGGUAAUUGACUCAAAGGUAGAGGUUGGGAAGAAGAUGGGGAAAGAUAAACGUAAAAAGGGUUCAAGUGCGAAAAAACCACCUAAACCUCCUCGACCUCCAAGAGGCUGCUUUUCUUUGGAUGCUGCUGAUCAGAAGCUCAUCAAAGAGCUUGCUGAACUUGCCAUCAUCAAAAGAGCAAGAAUCGAGCGUAUGAAGGCGCUCAAACACAAGAAAGCUUUAAGGGCUUCAUCAUCAUCAUCAUCUUCAUCAAUGAAUGGUAGCUUGUUUGCCAUGCUCUUUACCAUUAUCUUCUUCCUAAUGAUACUUCUCCAAGGAAUGUCAUGUAGAAAUCCAACUUCUCAGGGUUCACCUAAGACAGCUCAAACAAAUGAGAAUGGUUUAAUAUUUAUACAGGAGCAACUCAAUCCAUCUGCUAGUGAUUCCAUUUUACCAGAUUCUAAAUCUUCAAAUCUACUUGAAAAGAUUUCGGGUUCAGGUUCUGGUAGCGGGAAAAGUACAGUAGAUGAAUAAGCACAGAAUGGCGAUGCCUGCGACAACCACCAUGUCUUAAGUUCGUACCACAUGUAUAGCAAACGACACUUGUUGUACUUAUCCUAAUCGCACUACUAGAUUAGUCUUUUUUUGGAUAUAGGCCACGAGCAAUCGGAGAUUUAGCUGGAUUUGAGUAGCUGAUUUGUUUUCUUUCUUUAAAUUAUUAGUAAAUUAAAUAAUCUGUAUUGUAGUCAACAAUAAUCAAGAUCUGAUUUUCAUGUAAAUUAGUUGGGUUCAAUUUUCUAA